AUGAGAACUCAUACUGGUGAAAAGCCCUACAGUUGUCCAAUAUGCAAGAAAAGUUUCUCUCGACCACACCAUAAGGAAGACCAUAUGAGAACUCACACCCGUGAGAAUCGGAAGAAUACGAGACCACAUUUGAGAAACCACAUGGCAACUCACGGCAAAAGUAAACCACUCUUCAACUGUAACGUCUGCGGUAAAGGUUUCCUGUGUUGUUGUUCAUUGAAAUCGCGCAAGAAUCAUGAAAGAAGCUGA
This is a messenger RNA of Loa loa (African eye worm), 249 nucleotides long. Its product is annotated as gastrula zinc finger protein XlCGF7.1. Lineage: Eukaryota; Metazoa; Nematoda; Chromadorea; Rhabditida; Onchocercidae. The coding region runs from base 1 to 249 and encodes 82 amino acids. Gene Ontology annotation, biological process: regulation of transcription by RNA polymerase II. Gene Ontology annotation, molecular function: RNA polymerase II cis-regulatory region sequence-specific DNA binding; DNA-binding transcription factor activity. The transcript has 2 exons. The record is from RefSeq and is a predicted model, not a curated record.